Quercus lobata is the source of this 972-nucleotide messenger RNA. Its product is annotated as TMV resistance protein N-like. The transcript has a single exon. Gene Ontology annotation, molecular function: ADP binding. The record is from RefSeq and is a predicted model, not a curated record. Lineage: Eukaryota; Viridiplantae; Streptophyta; Magnoliopsida; Fagales; Fagaceae. Gene Ontology annotation, biological process: defense response. The coding region runs from base 1 to 972 and encodes 323 amino acids.
AUGGGAAAGACAACUCUUGCUAGAGUUGUUUAUGAUACGUAUUCUGAUCAAUUUGAAGUUUCUAGUUUUAUUGUUGAUGUUAGGGAAAAGUCAGAAAAAGGUGAUUUGCUUCAAUUACAAAAACAAUUUCUUAAAGAAAGUUUGGGGAAAAUAGAUACAGCGGCGAUAUGGAAUGUUCAUGAAGGAGCUAAAAUAAUCAAGAAUAGGUUAUGUCAUAAAAAAGUUCUACUUGUCCUAGAUGAUGUUAAUCACGUGAACCAAUUAGAAAAUUUGGCUGGAGAGCAUCAUUGGUUUGGAUCGGGGAGUUGGAUCAUCAUAACAACUAGAGAUGAACAUGUGUUGGUCGAACAUGGAGUUCUUAAAAUAUAUAAGCCUAUUGGACUAAAGAAUAAUGAUGCCUCAAAACUUUUUUGUUUGAAAGCCUUCAAAAAUGAGCAAUCCAAAGAAGGUUAUACACAUCUGUCUCAGGAAGUUGUAAAAUAUGCUGGUGGCCUUCCGUUAGCUCUUGUUACUUUGGGUUCCUUUUUAAUUGGAAGAAAAAUAGAUGAAUGGCAAAGUGCAUUGGACUAUUUUAAAAAUAAUCCUAAAAAAGAAAUAUUUGAUAUACUUAAAAUAAGUUAUGAUGGACUAGAGGAAAUGUGGAAGGAGAUUUUCUUAGAUAUUGCAUGUUUCUUUAAGGGGUGGUCCAAAUUUGAAGUAAUACGUAUAUUAGAGAAUUGUGGUUUUAAUGCAAGAAUUGGUAUAAGUGUUCUCCUGGACAAAUCUCUCCUAACUGUUGCAGGAGACAUUGAAGAAUUGGGGAUGCAUGAUCUACUACAAGAAAUGGGUGAAAAAAUUGUUUGUCAACAAUCAUGUGGAGAGCUUGGAAGGCAGAGUAGGUUGUGGCUUUUUGAGGACUUGCUUCAUGUACUGGAAAACAAUAUGGUAAGAAGCUAUAAUUUUAUUUUAGCGAAUAAGAUUGAGCAAGUAUAG